This is a messenger RNA of Strongylus vulgaris, 738 nucleotides long. The record is from the annotation of a GenBank genome assembly. Lineage: Eukaryota; Metazoa; Nematoda; Chromadorea; Rhabditida; Strongylidae.
CCAGGAAGCAGGUGCUGUGGCAAUAGCUCGUUUGGCAUCGUGGCGCGCAACGAAUGAAAAUGACACACCAGAAGCACUUAGGUGGCUCGAUCGAACGCUCAUUAGAUUGGUUAGCUUAUACAAUCAUAAGUGCCUGUUGCCAUUUGCAGUGUGCCAAAAGUUUGGAGAAUACGUAAAGGAUGAUCCAAAUUCGUUCCGAUUGUCAGACAAGUUCUCGCUUUUCCCUCAAUUCAUGUUUCAUCUGAGGAGGUCACAAUUUUUACAAGUCUUCAAUAAUUCUCCCGACGAAACUGCCUACUACAGGCACAUUCUGUUCUCAGAAAAUGUUCUCGAAAGUACAACCAUGAUUCAGCCGGUCUUGUUCAGCUAUUCAUUCAGCGGUCCUCCCGAGCCUGUUCUUCUUGACACAUCUUCAAUUCUGCCAGACAGAAUACUUCUUAUGGAUGAUUAUUUCCAUGUGUUGAUCUAUCAUGGACAGACGAUAGCCGCAUGGAAAAAGAUGAACUAUCAUGAAGAUCCACAAUACGCCACCUUCAAGCAAUUACUGGAAGCUCCAGUUAGCGACGCGACUGCUAUUCUACAAGAACGUUGGCCAAUGCCUCGAUAUAUUGUAACGGAGUACGAAGGAUCUCAAGCUCGUUUCCUGUUAUCGAAAGUUAAUCCGUCAUUGACGCACAAUAAUCCUUACGCGUCGGUAAGCCGUUUGCCUGAUAUCGGGUUACUUAAGUUCACAUAAUA